Punica granatum (pomegranate) is the source of this 474-nucleotide messenger RNA. NCBI's taxonomy places the organism in Eukaryota, Viridiplantae, Streptophyta, Magnoliopsida, Myrtales, Lythraceae. The record is from RefSeq and is a predicted model, not a curated record.
AUGGUCAACCAGAUGGCCACCGACAUGGCCGAGCUCAUGGCCCUAGUCAAAGGCCUAACUUCUACUUCUUCGAGUUCCACCUCGCCUUCGGGGAUCGGGCCAACAGUUGACCUUAUCCCUUGGGUCCUGCCAACCCUUGUUCUAGAGAAUAUAGAAGCGCUAGCAUCGACAAUGUAUGUACCGGCAGUCCACCCUAUUGACAUCCCAUCGCCGCCAUCCGCCGUUCCAGCAGCCGCACCUUCCUCGCUGGUGGCACUUUCAACAUCAGGACCGGCUUUGUUCAUGCCUCCCUAUGUCUCCAUGCCAGCCAUGGCUCCGAUCUACACCAUCCCUCCACCGAUGAUAAUGCUGGCACCGAGCGCCCCUGCUCCUGCUCCACCUCCCACAAGCAUCCCCGUCCCUGAUCUGAGCGCGCCAACUCAAGCGGCCCUUGUAGCUCCACCAACAAAUCUUCUCCCUGAAAUGGAGACAUAA